Molecule: messenger RNA, 962 nt
Organism: Nymphaea colorata (pocket water lily)
Lineage: Eukaryota; Viridiplantae; Streptophyta; Magnoliopsida; Nymphaeales; Nymphaeaceae
Product: peroxidase 4-like
Exons: 3
Coding region: 48-962 (304 amino acids)
Biological process (GO): hydrogen peroxide catabolic process; response to oxidative stress
Molecular function (GO): heme binding; peroxidase activity
Source: RefSeq, a predicted model, not a curated record
GUGCUGCCGCCGUUGGCCAGCUCUUCUGCCUCCUCCUCCUCACGUCCAUGGCCGACUUCGCUGCUGCCCAACCUCCCCCAUUCUCCCUCUCCUUCUACGCCGACAACUGCCCGUGUGUGUUCGAAACGGUGCGCGCCUCCGUGAAGUCGGUCAUCAGCAAGGAGCCUCGCAUGGGAGCAUCCCUCAUUCGCCUCUUCUUCCAUGACUGCUUCGUCAACGGCUGUGAUGGAAGCAUCCUUUUGGAUGGUGACGACGGAGAGAAGACGGCAGCGCCCAACGUCAAUUCGGUUAGAGGGUAUGAGGUGAUCGAUGCCAUCAAGGGCCAACUCUCCACAGCCUGCGGCGGCAACGUAGUUUCCUGUUCGGACAUCAUCGCCAUUGUUGCCCGUGACUCUGUCGUAGAGUUGGGCGGACAAUCCUACCCUGUGCCGGUGGGGAGGAGAGAUUCAACAACAUCCAACAAGGACGGCGCUAACAGUGACAUUCCGGCCUUCUUCGAGGACUUGGAUGCCAUCAUCUCUAAAUUCGCCCGAAAGGGAUUCACGGCGAGGGAGAUGGUCGCCCUCUCGGGCGCCCACACUGUGGGUCAAGCUCAGUGCACAACGUUUCGACACCGCAUCUACAACGAGACCAACAUCGACCCCACGUUUGCAGCCAUGAGGCAGGCGAACUGCCCCAUGACUUCCGGCCAAGGAGACGGCAACUUGGCCCCGUUGGACCCCCAAAGCCCCAUCCUCUUCGACAACUACUACUUCCAGGCGUUGAUGAGCAAGAAAGGACUCCUCCACUCCGACCAAGUUCUCUUCAAUGGCGGUUCCACUGAUUCCAUAGUGACCUUAUACAGCAACGACUCGAUUGCGUUCCUUACCGACUUCGCCAAUGCCAUGGUGAAGAUGGGGAACCUUGGUGUGCUCACUGGAACCCAGGGCCAGGUUAGAGUUGACUGCAGGAGGGUCAACUAA